Messenger RNA from Phytophthora sojae, 153 nucleotides. RefSeq lists its product as hypothetical. The transcript has a single exon. The annotation marks the transcript as partial. NCBI's taxonomy places the organism in Eukaryota, Oomycota, Peronosporomycetes, Peronosporales, Peronosporaceae. The record is from RefSeq and is a predicted model, not a curated record.
AAAAAAGAUACAUUUGUGAUAGUGAAGACCUCCAAGUGUGCUGGCUAUUUAGUUCGUCGACCCACUGGAUUCAGUCUAUAUACUAAUCACAGAAGCUUGCGCUCCAUUUUUUGCGUCCACGACCAUAUCCUUGGCAGUUUGCGGACAAGCUGA